UUGUAGUGCCACUUUGUCGACCCGUUAGGCCCGCUGUAACUAAUUCAACUUUAACUUAAUUAAUUCCGCCUUAACGUUAAAAUAUUAUUUUUUAUUGUGACAUAAAUAUUUGUGGCAGUUAAAGUUAGUUGACGGUUAAUUAACGGCUGUAGCGGUACGUAAAGUUAGCUAACGGUUAAUUACAGGCUAAACGGCUGUGACGUUACGUAACGUUAGCUAACUAACGUCAACUUAAUUCAAAAUGUCCAGUGAAGCUGAAAGGGAUGAGAAACCCGGGCUUUCGUUAACCAAGGCAGUGGAGGAUAUCAGCCAACAUGGCUUUGCCCAGACCGAGGCCCUGAAAGAGAGACAGAAGACGCUCCUCUCCCUGCAGGCAUCUCUUUUAGACGUGGAGAGGAAAGGUGAGGUGGCGGAGCAGGAGCUGAGAUCUAAAGUGAGGGAAUUCCUGAUGCUGGAGGCCGAGACGGAGCACCUGGAGCGUCAGACGAACCUGCUGCGGGGCCGCUGUGGGGCCAUCGGCAAGGAGAACACAGAACUCCAGAGCAGCAUAAGCGAGGAGGAGGAGAGCGCCGGGAUGGCGCGGGCCAGGUUCAACGCCUACCGGAGCAAGAUGGAGGGUCACAGAGCGGCUGUUUGGCAGGCGGCGAGCCGGACGGAGGCCCACAGAGAGCUGGAGGAGAAAAGGAAACUGGUGAGGAUGCUCACACAGAAGAAAGAGGAGCUGAAGGAAGAUCUGGAGGAUCCAAAUGGAAACACGGUGCAGAGGGCAAAGAGUGAAAAUGACGCUCUGAAGACGGAGAUCCUCGACAGGAGGGAGGCGAUAGCAAAGAAGAGAGCGCAGGUGCAAAAAGAGUUUGAGGCUCAUACUCAGAUCAAGAAAGACGUAGAGAUCCAGAACCGGCGCUAUGAAGCCAUCGUCAAGCGCCUCCACUGCCAGCUGAGCCGGGCCCAGGCUGUCCACAGGCAAAUGUCUGAGGACGUCUACCGCAUGGAGAGACAGCUGGCCGAGCUCAGAGGGCAGCUGGAGGCCCCCCGGGGCCCAACGGUCAGCGGACGUUAAACCGAGUCGCCCCUGUAUCAACUGGAUGAACAUGUUUUACGAUGGCGAUGAUGGAGGAUCCAUGUGUUAUCACCUUAUGGAGGGGGGGGUCUGUAUUUAUGUGUGGCUUUACAGUUGCUGUUCCUACUGAUGAACAGCUGGGGGCAGCAGUGUUAACGAAAUGUCUAGACAUCAGUUUCACUUCAUCACAAAGCCCUCAGCUAUUAGCUUGGUGUUAACAAAGGUGAAUUUGUUCCUUUGAAUACUCCAGUUUUGUCCGAGAGAUCAGUAUUAAAGAUCUGUUCUUCAAAUAUA
This is a messenger RNA of Gasterosteus aculeatus aculeatus (three-spined stickleback), 1354 nucleotides long. RefSeq names its product coiled-coil domain containing 122 (gene ccdc122). NCBI's taxonomy places the organism in Eukaryota, Metazoa, Chordata, Actinopteri, Perciformes, Gasterosteidae. The record is from RefSeq and is a predicted model, not a curated record.